Messenger RNA from Marmota monax (woodchuck), 8913 nucleotides. Its product is annotated as N-alpha-acetyltransferase 40-like. The record is from RefSeq and is a predicted model, not a curated record. Lineage: Eukaryota; Metazoa; Chordata; Mammalia; Rodentia; Sciuridae. Bases 140 to 853 code for a protein of 237 amino acids. Gene Ontology annotation, cellular component: nucleus. Gene Ontology annotation, molecular function: protein N-terminal-serine acetyltransferase activity; histone H2A acetyltransferase activity; histone H4 acetyltransferase activity. The transcript has a single exon.
GGGGAGCUCUCGGGGCGCCUGCGCAGUGCAAGACCUGCCGCUCUGGUGUCGCCGCCGCCGCUGCCGCAGCUGCCGUUGCCGCCUCCCUGCCUGCAAGUGUGUGAAGGAGGAGCCGAGGGUCGCCGCCGCUGCCACCGCCAUGGGGAGAAAGUCAAGCAAAGCAAAGGAGAAGAAGCAGAAGCGGCUGGAGGAACGUGCAGCCAUGGAUGCUGUCUGUGCCAAAGUGGAUGCAGCCAACAGGCUUGGAGACCCUCUGGAGGCUUUCCCAGUGUUCAAGAAAUAUGACCGGAACGGGUUGAAUGUCUCCAUUGAAUGUAAGCGGGUGUCUGGACUGGAGCCAGCCACCGUGGACUGGGCGUUUGACCUGACCAAAACGAAUAUGCAAACCAUGUAUGAGCAGAGUGAGUGGGGCUGGAAAGACCGAGAGAAACGGGAGGAAAUGACGGACGACCGAGCGUGGUAUCUCAUUGCUUGGGAGAACAGUUCUGUGCCUGUUGCCUUUUCUCACUUCCGAUUUGACGUGGAGUGCGGGGAUGAAGUCCUGUACUGCUAUGAAGUGCAGUUGGAGAGCAAAGUGCCGCGGAAAGGCCUGGGGAAGUUCCUCAUACAGAUCCUGCAGCUUAUGGCCAACAGUACACAGAUGAAGAAGGUGAUGCUAACAGUAUUUAAACACAAUCACGGUGCCUACCAGUUCUUCCGAGAAGCACUACAAUUUGAAAUUGAUGACUCUUCUCCCAGCAUGUCUGGCUGCUGUGGGGAAGACUGCUCCUAUGAGAUCCUGAGCCGGAGAACCAAGUUUGGGGACAGCCAGCACUCCCACGCAGGUGGGCACUGUGGCGGCUGCUGUCACUGAACUCCCAGAGCCACUUACGUCAGAAUCUGCUCUCCUAAGGCCUGUCUUCUCCCCUGGUCUCACGUCACUUGCCAGGUGCCCUAAGAGCUGUGGUCUCCUCAACCCUGUAUGUACCAGAUGGCACCCUGAGAGCACAGAACCCUGGGGAGGAGUGGUCCACGCUGCCCCGUCUCCUCUCUCUUGGAAGAGCACAGUGCCAGGAGGGAAUGGAGGGAGAGGGUGCUACAGGAAGACCACUGCGGGCCGGCGGGAAGCUCCUCUCUUGUGGCUGCCUCCUUACUCCACUCAGAAGGUUCCCCUACUUCCCCACAGUUGGAUUCCUGGUGGACCUUCCCCUUCCCUGGACAAAUGGAAUGUUUUAUCCACUCUUGUGAAAGUUUUAAGAGUCCUGGUCUGGGGUCUGCUGGGCCCCAAAGAGGACUGGACUUUGUAUGAUCCAAGUGCAAAGCAAGAGAGAGAGACCCUGGUUCAGAGAGACCCUGGCUCCCUUACUUCUCGAUCUCAUGGAUGGCGCUCGUGUGGAGACUGCAUAGGCCUUCUACACCAAGAUACAGGGAAGCUCUUUCUAGCCACAUGCUUGUAGAUCCACAGAGUGGAGUUGUCCAGGGACCGGCCAACCGGAAGGCUGCCUCUCUCCAUUGCUGUCAGGGAGGGCGGACAGGACCAGCCAGGUGUCCUGGGGGCUAACAUGGGGAUGCCUGCUUCUCUGGGCUCUUAGACUUUGCUGCAUUCUAAGCUUGACCUCUUGAUCUCAUGGCGGUGACUUGAGCUUUUAAUUCAAGAAGAAAGCCAGAGGCCCUGCCUGUUCCUCUCCAUUGCCCUCUCGACACUUUCUCCCCUGCCUCUUGCCUCCACCCCAGAUACCUCUGUUCUUAGUCUCAAGGGGGGAGUAACAUCAGGGAGCCUCUUGUCUUCCCCCAGAAGGAUCCCUUGUUCCUGGUGUAGUUGAUACUUUCCUCUCACCUGUUGGUGCUGAUAUCUCUCUGAAGGUGGGAUGUCCCACCGCUGUCCUCCCUCUUCAGAGAGCCCCCAGCCAGCAGCAGGCCCCUCUGCCUGCACCCCCAGCCUCACCCCUCACUGUUUCAGUGAGGCACUGGUGCCACUGUCCUGGCCAAGCCGGGCCACAGCUCAGCUGCAGCAGGAAUGCCCUUCAGUGGCCCAAACAGCUGCUCUGCUUUUCUCUCUGGUGUCAUCCUGUGUCAGCAGGUUGGAGCAGUGGGAGAAGGCCUUCCUCUUAGAGGUGUAGAGGAUGUGGGCUCUGAACUUACACUCAUCCUGAUCUCUAGGCCUUGUUCCUCUUCCAGAAGAAAAACCAAAUCUUUAUCCAGGAAAAAGCACCUAACACCUCCCUUUUGACGUCCCAAGCUUUGCUUCAGGGAAUGUCGUGAAGGUUCUAGCCUUUGUGCAGUUGUCUCCUAGGGGGUCCGUCAGCCCCUCUGCUGCUGGAGUCUGCUCACUCCACCCUCUGCCCUUACUCAGGUGGUCUGUCCUGGCAGAUCUCAUUAGAGUGGUCCUUGCUUCUCACCCAGAGUCCUGCCUGCAUAGCAGCCUGUGCUCAUGAGGCCUCGCUUCCCAGCCUGGCCUCUGCUGAGAGCCUGGUGCUGCUCUCGACCCCACCAGCAGCGGGCCUGGCACUCCUGGGAGAGGGCCUCGCAGCUUUACACUGGAUACGGCCACGGUCGCCUUGCCUGCUGGCUCCCUGGGGUUUUACCCCAGUGAGAGUUGAACUUUUUGGGUAGGGGUUGGCAAACUCCUAAGAAUCACAAAACAACAAGAGCACGUUUAGGAAGAGUCUGAUCCCUGUCUCAAAGUACAGAGUGCUAAAUAUUUAUUGUCUUAGAUCAUGAAUUUCUGAUACCUCCCACUCAAGGGGACCAAAAGGAACCCCCAGUAUAGACCCCAUUUGAGGUGAGCUCAGUUUAUGUUGUCUCUUUCCAGUCAUUGGUAAUGGGAUGCUCAGGGCCAUGCCCUGCUUCCCCCAGCCUCUGCAGGCCAUGUCCCAGAGGCGGCAUCAGGAGGUUAGGCUGGGAGGUUAGGCACUGGCUGAGACUGCAGGUGUGGGUGUUGGGCCCUCAUGUCUCAGAUGGCAGUUUCCACCUCCCUUGGGUCUUGGUUUUGAGAAACAGCAGGCCUUUUUUGUUGGUUUUUUUGUUUGGGGCAUGUUAAGAUAUAUUUUUAAGUUUUUUUUUUUUAAGUUGUAUCUGCUCUAUUUCAGGUUAUUUGUUGGUGUCAGCUAUGUAUGGUUCUUUUUAACCCUUUGUGUUUUUUUAGAGAAAACUUGGAAGAUAAACUUCUUGAUAUAUAUAUAUUUUUUUCUUUAGCAACUUGUUAUCACUGGAAUCAAAGGGAAAAGUGAUCUCUUUUUUGCAUUGGUUGUAUUUGUAUGUCACAAAUAAAAGACACUUUGUUCAGCUGCAAAAAAAAAAAAAAAAAAAAGAAUGUAAAGCUACACAUAAUUUUUAAAAAAUUUAUAUUGUUAGAUUAUUUUCUUUGCCUACCCAUAUGUCUUUCAGAAAGAUUUUGCUUUAAUAUUAUUUAUUCUUUUUAACAUCAUUUAUUUAAGUGUAACAAAUACAGAAAAGCAGGUAGAGAAAACACAUUCACCUUGAUGGAUUACCACAGCAUAAUCACCCUAAGAGCCACCACUCAAGAGAACAACAUUGCAAGAACCUACCUUAAACCCCCUCCUCGUCAAAGGUACCGUGAUGCUUGCUUCUACCAGAAUAUAGCUACUUUUGCAAGUUUUGAGAUUUAUGAGAAGGAAUAAUAUAGCAUGUCAUCUUCUGGUUUUUCAAGUCAGUAUUCUGUUUAUGGGAUUUGUCCAGAUACUUAUGUAUUGAGAUAUAUAUAUAUAUAUAUAUAUAUAUAUAUAUAUAUAUAUUGCCUUUACUGGUGCAUAGUACACUAGUACACUGCGGUAUGACUAUAUCAUCAUUCAGUUAUUUGUUUCUGUUUUGUUGAUAAUGAGCAGUGGAAUAGUUGGAUCACAGGGACAAAGAACAUUCACAUUCAGCAAUUAAGGCCAAACAGACUGACAAAGUUGUCCUGAUUUACAUUUCCACUGGAGUUUCCAUUGUGUCCUGAACUUGCUAACAUUCGGUACCAUCGGUUUGCUUCAUUUAGCCAUUAUGGUACACGUGUGGUCAUUUGUUAUGUCUUAAUUAGCAUUUUUCUAAUUUCUGCAGUCAAGCAACAUUUUAUAUAUUUGAUGAACAUUUGUGUAUCUUCUUUUGUGUUCAAGACAUUUGUCCUUAAUUUCACCGGAUUAUCUUUAUUAUCUUUAAUGACCCUUCACAUAGUCUAGAUAUAAUCCCUAUCCUAUGUUUCAACCCUUUCUUGUUAAUAUUUGGAUGAGUUUAUCAGGAUAUGCUGGUGGAGAAAAAAAACUCUACAUAUCAAUAGAUGUAUACAAAAAUACUUAGAUGUGCUGCAGGCCAUUGGGUUUGGGGACAGCUAUUUUUUCCACAUAGUUACUCCAGGGCCCCAAAUGACAAGUGCUACACCAUGUAGAGUGCUGCUGCUUUCUAUGGCCAGUAAAUCACAGAAAACUGACAAAUUUAAAUGAGAAAUUUGAACUUUUUUUUGUGUGAACAAAUUCUUCACAAAUUGUUGAUAGACCUUUAUUUCAUCUUUAUGUGGUGCUGAGGAUCGAACCCAGUGCCUCACACACACUAGGCAAGCGUUCUACCACUGAGCCACAACCCCAGCCCUAUGGACAUGUCUUUUUAAUAUCAGAAUCUUGCACUUGAAUCAGUAAGAUGCAGUUCCUGGUGGAGGAUUUUAAGUGAUGAUAUUUUCAAGUUCUUGAUAUGAUCAUUAAUAAAACUUGAUGCAUAAUAAAUUUGCAGGAAGAAAACAAAAUGACCACAGAUGAACUUGUAUUUGAAGAUUCCAAGAACAUUUUUUUCCUUUUCUUGACAAAUCAAUGUUGAAAUUGCUCAUGAAAAUGGGAAUAGAUUUUGAAUCCAAUUCAGUUCUGUCAACUGUUUCAAAUUACGAUGAGGUCUGAUUUGUAGCCACAUCUUGAAACUAGCAUAAACACUAUAAAGGGGGAAUAUCUGCCCCAGACAGAUACCUGUAUGCUCUUUGUGAGAACAGAAAUUCAGGGAUCUAGGUUGCUUCCCUCACCAACAGUCCCUGCCCUCCUUGCUGGAUAAUCUCUCUAACUGCAUGAGUUAACCUUUGGGUACCUGAAAUAUAUGCUCCUGCAACAACAGCCCUCUUUACUUGAUGAACAGCAAUACACUCUAACUGGCUGCUCAAGUCAUCAAGUGACUGACUGCUGAACAGUGUGUGGCAGUGAGGUAAUGGGGGCCAGAUGGCAUUCAUCCAGCUUGCCACCUUCAGAGAACUGAGAAAGAACAGCUAUGCUUGGAAAAGUUCUGCAGGGAGGUUUGUGCUAAGGCAGAAGCAACAAGUGGUAAGAUGUAUCUGGCCAAGCUCCCUAGUGCUGGACUCUGACUCUUUCCACAAUGUGCUGGGCACAAAUUAACUGGACUCUUUAGGCAAUUAUAAGGACAUUCUUUCUAUUUAACACAUGAUGAAGCGAAGGCACAGAAAGAUCAGAUGCCAUAUGCAGAGUGACACAGAGGGCUAAGUGAGGAGUCAGGCACCUGGUUCUAUAGUUGUUGCUCCAGCCCAUCACCUUCAACAAAUGUCCCAUGAUUUGCUCAAAGUGAAACCCAUCACACAAUUCCAAAGAAUGGCCAAGUUGUGUGUGAGUAUCAACUAUCUUCAGUGUGGGAAUAAUUUUAUAUGAUUUAGCUGCAUAAAUUUAAUAAAAUAAGAAAUAAAGUUAUUAUUCUUUAGAAUUCAGGUGCAUAGAAGUGACAUAAUCAGCCACAGUAUAUUUCACACUAUAGUACUUACUUCUUACUUCUUAUAUUCAUAUUUAAUUCAUUCAUUUUGCCUUUAUUUUCCUCACUUUCAUCCCUUUGAACAUCCCUAAUAGCACCUCAUAUUCACCCCAAAUCAUCAAGUCACCAUACACUUUGUGAAUCCCAUUUACAUGAUAGCUUUUGGUGACUUAUCUUUUUAUGUUUUCAAAUUUUUCAUUCGAAAUAUUUCUGUGAGUUCUCACACUGUCCCUCAUAAGUAUAGUAAUUUCCUUUACACUGCUACAUGGUACCCCAUCAUUUCCAAUACCACAUUUUAUCUACCCAGGUAUUGUGGACAGACCUUACAAUUGUUGCCCACUCUGGUUGUCUAACCAUGCUGGACAGUCUCUUUGUGUAGAACAAUUUUCCUCAAGAAUAUAUCUCAAGGAAUAGCGUCAAGUCACAUUCUGUGUACAGAUACUAAUUCACCCUGCAGAAAAGUUGGACCUAACUAUAUUUAAGAAACAGAGAGAGAUCCAAUUUCCCACACUUAUAUCUGACCUUAAUCUUAGCAGUAAAAAGUAGCAUUUCAUUGCUUUUGCUUUUAUUAGUUUGAGAAUUUUCCUCACUAAUGAGAUUGAAUAAUCUUUAUCAUUUUUUAGCUAUUAUGUUCCUUCCUACAGAUUUUUAAAUUACAUCCUUUCUUGGCUAACUAGUAGCACUCCUGCCUCAUUAUUUCUAAAUUGAAAGAAUUUCUUAUAUAUUCAAGAUUUUAAUCCUUUUUAUUCAUAUUGUAUACUAGAAUCAUCUCCUAGUCUAUGACCCGUCUUGUUAUUUUUGCCCAUGGGAAUGAUUGGUAUAAUAGAAAUUGUUACUUGUGUGUUAUUCAAAAUCUUCAAAUUUUCUCUUCAUAUACUGUAUUUUAUGCAUUUUUUAUGUUUUUACAUUUUCUUGAGGUUUAACAUGCACAAAAGACAUAGAUUCCAAUGAAUGUUUACAUAUGUGCAAAUCCUUGUGACAAUCACGCAAAGCAACACAUAGAACAUUUUUAGCAUCUGAGAAGGUUCUUAUAUGCAUUUUACAAAAAAAAAAAAAAACCCACACUCCUGUCCUCCCCCUCUGUCCUAUGCUGUCAUUCACAUGUUUGUUCUUCAGCUUCAUAUAAAGGGGAUCAUACGUUAGGCAAUCCUUCGUGUCUGGAUUCAUGCACUCAUUGCUACCACAGUGAGAUUCCUAUACAUUGUGGGCAACAGAAGUUCUAUUUGUCCAUGUGCAGUUUUACACUGAAUAAAUUGUUUUGGUUAGCUUUUUCACUUUGUGACCAAAGACCUGAUGAAAACAAUUUUAGAGAAAGAAAAGUUUAUUAGGGGUUCAUGACUUCAAAGGUCUCAGUCCAAAGACAGAGGACUCUUGCUUUCUGCCCAAAAUGAGGCAGAACAUAACAUCAUGGCAGAAAGGUGUGGAGGAGGAACAGCUCAGGACAUGACUACCAAGAAGCAGAGAGAGAUUGCUACCCUUAUCACAGACAAAAUAUAAACCCCAAAGGCUUGCCCUCAGUGCCCCAUCUCCUCUGGCCUCACCCUGUCUACAGUUACCACCCACUAAUCCCUAUCAGAGAACUAAUGCACUGAUUAGGUUAAGGUUCUCAAAACCAAUCAUUUCACCUCUAAACUUUCUUGCAUUGUCUCAUACAUGAGCUUUUUGGGGACAGCUCAUAUCUAAACCAUAACAUAAAUAGACCACAAUUUAUCCAUUAAUUAAAAGUUAAUGGUUCCAAUUUGGUGCUAUUAUAAACUGUUAUAUAUUAUAUAUAACAGACUUUUCAAACACAUUUUGUAUAUAAAUCUUUAAGUGGAUACAUGCACUCAUUUCUCUUUAAUAAAGUUUUCUAUAAUGCUAUGGAUAUAUAAAAUUUCUAGGUCAAGGGAUGUGUAUGUAUUUGGUACUAAUAGGUAUUACAAAACCAGUUUUCAAGUGGUUGUCCCAGUUAGCACUCCAAAGAGCAAUAUCCAAGAGCUCUAAUUGUUCCUUGCCAUGAUUUUGUGUUGUUGGUCUUCUUGAUUAUAGCCAUUCUCAUGAGUGUUUAACAGAAUCAUAUUGUGCUUAUUCUUUGUGUCUAAAUAUUUAACUUCAAUUCUCUGGUUUUUAACUAAUUGGUAUGAGGAACAUUAAGUUGAGAGUGCUACUGUAAUAAUUAGUACACAUGGACAAUCAGUAUGCCCCAGGCAAUUUCCUGUUCCAAGAGAAGAUUAUUACCAUUUUUUGUUUUUGUUUGUGUUUUAGUACUGGACAUCAAACUUAGGGCCUUGCAUAUAAUGGGCAAGCACUCUGCCACUGAGCUAUACCCUAGCCCUUUUUUAUUUUAUUUUGAGUGAGGGUCUUAAUAAGCUGCCAUGACUGACCUGGAACAUGUGAUACCCUGCCUCAGUCUCCAGAGUAGCUGGGAUUACAGGUGUUCAACACCAGAUCCAGCAAGAUAUUAUUAUUUAAGAAUAUUUUCUAAUGUGUAUAUUAACUUUAAUCAACUUUAUUUUCAACAUCUGGUUAUGCAUAAAAUUCUUUAUUUUAAUGUUUUCAUUGUCUAAUGUGUUACCAGAUUUCUUAGUGUAAACCCCUUGCUAAAUAACUAGAAUUCAAUGCAGUGUAUUAUGCUGUUAAUGUAUUACCACACUGUCUACUUGGAAUGUUUCUGUUGCUAUUGAUAGGCAAGCUUGAUUUGUUGACAUUUGUAUACGCUAUAUUUGGGGAGCUUUAAUAUCAAGGUUACAUUUUGUUUAUAAAAGACAUUAAAUUUUUUCUGCCUCUCUUCUCUAGAAUUGGUCAAAUAGUAUUGACUAGGUCUGGUUCAAAGCACGGUGAGAACUUUCUUUGCCACUCUCCAGCCUGAUCCUGUUUUUAGGAAGUAACUCUGAGAGCAAGCCCUGCUUAUUCUGCAGCAUCUAGCUUACUUAUGUUUUCUUUAAGGCAAUGUAAUAAACUGAAACCAGAGACUCUGGUACCAGAGGCCUGGGGUUAAAAAUAUUGUUACAUGAUGAUUAGCUAUUGUCCUCAGGAAGACCACCUGUCCUAAUGUACCUCUAUUUCUUCAAUUGAAAAAUGAGAAUCAUAAAAUAAUUAUAAUAAUAGUAAUAAUGAUGAUGAUGAUAAUACUUAUAGGUUUGUUGGAAAUUUUUUAAAGUAUUAAGGUAUGUAAAGCCCUCAGAACAGUGUCAUCUGACACAGAUUAAACAGCCUUUAGUGAUA